UGAAGUCACGCGGAGCUCCCAAAAAGGAAUGCGAUUCUAAUCUUGGGUGCAGUGCAUUUCAGUCUCGUUUAUCCUUGCGUUCAUCAAAACUUAUUCUUUCUACUGUCUUCCGAGUGUAUUCUUGUACGACUAUGCAGUCCUUGCUUCGAUGGAGCGUGGAGAACUCAUCCCCAGGCAGCGCUCCUCCUGUGCCUGCAAAUAAUCACCUCGAUCCUGGCAUUAUUGAUCACAUCCUCGGCAAACCGGACGCCCAGUUAAUGAAGGAAGCUCUUAAAGUCGGAGUAGACGAAACCCAGGCUGAAGACGACAGACUAAAAGCCCUCGAUGAUCUUGAAAUGCUAGUUCAGAAUAUCGACAAUGCAAAUGACCUGAAGAAACUCAAGAUGUGGGAACCUCUUCAUGGCCUGCUGCUGGCGUCCGGCACAAGCGAUGCUCUGAAAAUGCAGACUUUGUGGAUCAUUGGUACUGCGCUACAGAACAAUCCAGCUGCUCAACUUGCUUACCUUGACUUGGAGCCGCUUCCAGCUCUUAUCAGAUUGCUUUCGCCCUCAUAUAAUUCUGCUAAGACCCGUUCGCGAGCCGUGUACGCGCUAUCUGGUCUCCUGAAACUUAAUGCUGCCGCCGUACAACAGAUGUCCGCAGCCGGCGGAUGGAGCGCACUCCGUAUAUGCUUAGAAGAUUCAGAGAUCCGAGUCCGUCGAAAGACAGCAUUCUUGCUCAACACCCUUUUGAUGCCAACCUCCGAGAACAAAGUCAGUUUGCAGUCGAAUAUCAGCAUGCCUUCGUCAGAAAAUGCACCAGUUUAUCCAAACUCACAUGCGUCGAUGCUCUCAAACCCGUCUUCGAUCUCAACAUCGAGUAUCACGCUAGAUGUUCUCCAGAACGACAGUACAUCAGAGGGAUCAUCGCUUCUCGAUGCAUUGGUGUCGGCGUUGACCGAGCCCGUUCCGUUCGGACCUGACGGCGAAAAGGAUAAAGACGAAGAAUUCCAAGAAAACAUUAUCAGAAUUUUAUAUACAUUCGUCGCACACUGGAACGGCAGGCUUUCUGCUGCGCAGAAACACGGUCUUCACGGAUUCCUAGGAGGAAUGACCCAAUCGGAUAACUUUGGCCUGACUAGCGGUGAAUUCGAGGCGUUGAGCGAUGCAGUUCAGGGAUCGUAGUUGGAACCCCAUUUGUCCAUCUGAUAACGCGAUUUUAUCUAGCCGAACAAUAUUAAGUCCUUUGACUUACGUUACGCAUGUUUUGAAUUGCUUAUGACAUUGGUUGAACCAGCUU
Molecule: messenger RNA, 1278 nt
Organism: Suillus paluster
Lineage: Eukaryota; Fungi; Basidiomycota; Agaricomycetes; Boletales; Suillaceae
Product: armadillo-type protein
Exons: 6
Coding region: 132-1163 (343 amino acids)
Source: RefSeq, a predicted model, not a curated record